Messenger RNA from Diaporthe batatas, 2498 nucleotides. RefSeq lists its product as uncharacterized. The transcript is spliced from 6 exons. The record is from RefSeq and is a predicted model, not a curated record. Lineage: Eukaryota; Fungi; Ascomycota; Sordariomycetes; Diaporthales; Diaporthaceae. Gene Ontology annotation, biological process: regulation of Golgi organization. Gene Ontology annotation, cellular component: cytosol. The coding region runs from base 346 to 2268 and encodes 640 amino acids.
GACAGUACCUGGGUACCUAGCUCCUAAGCCGAAGAUCACUAUCUCUGUACUGUGCAGGGGCCAGCACAGCCCAUCCACCUACCUAGGCAAGGUACCACAGCCAAAGGGGAUCUGAAUAAACGGAUGAGCGCCUCGACGACAAAGACCUGCAUUUCCCAAAGGCCCAGCGACUCGCAAUUCGGCAUACCCCAUGUCCAGUCUCAGAUAUUGCUGUGCAAAAUAGCAGCAGUCGGUCUCCUGUUGCCUCGGGAUUGAAAGCCGAGAAGCCCUGCCCUGCCCGGCCCUGACGAGCGAAUCCAGACGAAGCCGACCUGCUCUCUGCGCUCCGCGACGACCCUGCCGUACAUGGACAGGUCCCCCCUCACCCAGCAGCCUCGCCCCGAGGCCUUCCAGCAAAAGAUCGUACAGCUGUACGAUGAGCUUUUCAAGGACGACCAAGAUGCCCAAGAUAGUGACGGACAGCAUCCAGAGGGGUUCUGGCGCGAAUUCUUCCUCCUCAGGCCCGACCGACCCUCGCUGAGACGCCUAUUCGACCGGCUCUCCCCGGCCGACCUGCUGCAUCUGGAGGAGCAGACGAGGGAGCUUUUCUUAAGAUCUGUCAGGGCGCUCAAGGGAGGCGAUUCCCAGGGGGCUGCCGACUUACAUGCGCUCGACACUCUGAGCAUCUUUCUGUCCGCAGUCCUGUCCAAGAAAUACACCAACCCCAGCUCGGACAUCAUAACUGUCCUCGCUGGUCUCGACCACGUGGAUGCCGCCUUCACCGAUUUUGUGGGAUCCCUGGACCAAAUCGUACGAAAUGGCAGAUUGAUGGAACUCAGGCAGAAGGCCGUCGAGGUGGCGCUCGCCGUGACUUCGGGGGCCUACCAGACCAGCCUGCUGACGUAUUUGAUACAAAGAGACAUGUUCCCCUCCCUCACAAAGUUGAUCCAGGACGCCAGCUCGCCUUCGCAGAUAUCCAAUCCUUUUAUGCUAAUAGGUCUUUUGGCCAACUACAACAAGUUCGAAUUUCAAAACCCCUACCAGUUGCGACUGAACGACUUCGUGAACGAGGACACCAUCCAAAAGGUCAUCAAGAGCGUCGGCCACACCUGCCAGAGCCUAAGAGACCAAUUCCUCAAUGUCCAGGAGGAUCUCCCGGAGGCAUGGACGUUGACAAGCACCUUGGCCAUGUUCGGGCUGGGGGCAAUAGCCCCUGGUGCCAAGACAGACAAGAAGCCCACCUAUGAUGCCGAAACCGCAAGACAAAUGUUUGCCGAACUACCAGGGAACGAGGCUGCUGUGCUACUGGCGACAUACGACUUCGCACACGCCAACAAGCUCUUCUGUUUUAGCCUCGUCACAUUGGCUCCCGAUAAGGGCGAAGAGCAGCCGUUCGCGAGCUACAUUUCACUCACGUCAUACUUGCUGACCCACGCUCAUCUUUCCACACGGGCAGCCCUCUAUUCACAUCUCAACCUGAUGGUCUUCCGACUUCUGAUUGAGGACCCCGUCCUCUGCAAGCGCAUGUGCAGUGAAGGUAACAAGGUGCCCGUGAGGCUCUGCCGACAAAGGCAGCCCUACCUCCCCCUGGUCCGUGGCGAACGGGCCAUCGCAAUGGCGGUCAUUGACACCAUGAUCGAUGGCAUAAACCACAACCUGAAGCGCCGCCUGGACGUCAACCUAUACACGCUUUGUGUAGGAAUUCUACUGCGAAUAAUUAGCUAUAUGUCGCGAUCCCGCACGCGGCUAUCGUAUCACUGGUCGGAGCUUUUCCGCUCCCUGUUGUCGCUGAUUAAGUUCCUGACGACAUACGCGGCCGAUCUGAAGGACUUGUCACACAUUGACGUGCUUCUCGAUCAUGUUGUCAACCUCCUUGCGCUGGGUUUGUCGGCGGGCGAGGCUUUCCUACCCACGCCGGCGGCAUACGACGACCUGUUCUACAAGGUAGUUGAGGCGGGCGACGUGUUGGUCAAGUUCCGCGACACAUACGAACUGGCGAACCGGCCGACGAAUAGCAUCGAGACACUCGUCAGCGUGUCUGCGCACUACAAGACGUUGCUGGCCGACGGCGGAGCGAAGGGAGGGAAGGGGAGCAAGACGGGCGCGGGCGGCGUGCUGACGAGCCUACAGGUGGCAGAGGUGAUCAAGCAGGGUUACGAGACGCUCAGCAUACAGGCAAAGGAGGGUCUGGACUCGUGGGAGCGAUACAGGGAGGCAGAUGAGAGGACUCUCCUAAAGAAGGUGGCAAGGAUCGCGGUUGGUGAUGUUAGGACGCGGGUGGCUGAGUGAGCAGCAAGAUGCAUUGUAGUCACCGUCCCUUGAUAUAUGGCCCGUUCUUUUAAUCUGCCGAACCCUUACGCAGUUACACCUUCAAAGCCUUCGAAGAAUAGACAAACGGUAGCGCCAUUUUUCACUUUAUAAGUUUUUCCCGCCCAUUAGUAUAUACUUAAGCCUCUUUAAAAAUAGAUAGUAUCACUCUAACUAUUAUUUAUAAUAACUUAUUAUUUCUCUUUAAAAAA